AAACAGUUUUAAGUGCAGACAAACCUCAUAACCCCUUUAACAUGUUAAAGAAACCAAACAGAUGUCGUUUAGGUAAACAAGAUAACAGACAUUCUCCAAUACCUGUCAUCAGAAUAACUACAUACAACUAAAUGCAUCGAUUACUAACACGUCUGCUGGUAUUAGUUAUUACUGUCACUGUUAACCAUGUGGAGUGUUCUGUGAGUGAUAGCCAUUUUAUUGGUCUUGGAUACAACAUUCUGCUUGGUAACCCGGAUGGUGGUGAUUUGUCCCUAGUUGGAGUUGAUCCUGGAAUAAAGACAACUAGACAUAUAUUACGUAUCACACCGGACACUGCAUCGAAGCUUAUAGUCAAUGACGGAGGAAGAACGUGUGUAACCCCAAAUAAUGCAACUUCAAUUUUCUAUGGCGCAAAGUCUUAUCAAAAAUAUCUUUUAGGAGAUAUAGUGACGUUUGGAGAAGGAGACAGCAGUAUUAAACCAUUUGCAUUCACAGGUAGUACAGUUUUUAAGGACGUUGAUCAUAGAACGUCUGUAAACCAUAAUGUGAUUCGAGACACCAUUAGUGUUUGUAACGGAGGGCGGACUAGGUAUGUUAUGCCACCACUUUACAGCAAUCUCCAUGAUAUCAGUGACGAGUUUGCUAGUGCUGUGUGCAACCUUCCGGUAACUUAUGACAGAGACGCCUAUCGACAGUUUCUAGAUAUAUGGGGAACUCACGUCAUUGUUGGAGUUGAAACUGGAACAAAAAUAGUGACAAGAUAUGAGCAAACAGAUUCCCAGCUUGCCGAUUUUCUUUUGUCGCAAGACAUUAAAUUUGGUUCCGUUUCUGUAGAGGAUUACAUGGGAUAUGGUUCUGUUGUUUACCUAAACGUCUCAAAUUUUCACCACAAUGAUUACCAUAAAAUGCAUGGCGGACAAAAAGACGUUUCGUUGUCUAUUGGAACAGCUUCUUCUCCACAACCAGUAGCUUAUAAACUGGCCACCAUAGCUACGUUUAUACAUGAAAAUUAUUUCAACAAUGCAUCCGUAUUCCUUAAUAAGGGUAUCUGUGAUGAAGGAGUUAGCUAUUAUUUACCGGCAAGACAAAACAAUACUAUAAUGGCUCUAGCUGAGUAUGCUGCAGCUAAGGGAAUACUAUCUGAACCAAGAGAUCCGGACAUGAAACUUCCGAUCACUUGGCCUCAUGGUACAUACGGUUUUUAUAAGGCAAGGACUGGUUGUCCUCUUACUCCUAGUAGAUUUGCAGAGGGAUGGCGGAGACAAGAUGCAGAGGAUGAUAGCAAUACUAAUUAUUGGACCUCAGAUAUACACUUAGCUGGUACCAUGGAAAAGAACAAGCCAGUCUUUUAUUUUUGUAUGAAAACGGCUAAUGAGAAUUCAAACUAUGAGAGAGAUUGGCCAACUGGGAACUAUUGUAUCCUCAAGAAAGGCGGUUGUCCUACAGGAUUCACAGGUGGUUCAGUCUACUGGGAUGACGAAGACUCCAGUAAUGCCAACGGACAUAGUGGAACCUUACCAGACGGAGAGUACGAUAGUAAUACACGGCUUGACUUCUGCUGCAGAAGCGAUGGUUUUUCCAAGAGAAAAAUUUUACUUCCAAUCGAUCGACCAUUUUAUCUAAUGAGAUACACCAGUACCUGUCAGGAAGUUUUCGGAAUGUCCGUGAAAGAGGAAAUCUUCUCCAUAGACACAGAAAAUCUCUUCAACAAAGACAAAUGCUCUGGCGCUCAUCCCUAUGAUCCAAACUGCAACAGGAACCACGAACUCCAUUACUGCUAUUAUGAAUACAAAGCUCCAGUACCCAUUACUAUUGGUCCAAUCAUUGGAUAAACAUAGAUAGAUCGUUUUUCAUAUUUAAUGCAUUCCAUAUAAAUCAGAUAUGAUAAAGUUGAGGAUUUGUUAUAGGUCGAGGCUUUAUGUGGACUGCGAUAUGAAAAACAAACACCAUGCUCUCUUUGUCAUUUAUUAUAAAAUCAAGAUAUUGACAAUCCUAUAUAACCAGAUUUCUUCUAAAGUCAAUACCACAAUGCUUUACGGUUAUACAGUUUUAAUUGUGACCUCUUUUUUUGGUGACAUUGGCUUCUACAUUUAAUCCGUAACAAAUAUACAAUAUUUGUAUUUUCAACUAAAUAUAUGCUGAAUAUGUGUUCUAUAAGCAAUAAAUAACAUGAUCAAA
This is a messenger RNA of Mytilus trossulus (common blue mussel), 2178 nucleotides long. RefSeq lists its product as uncharacterized. The transcript is spliced from 10 exons. The record is from RefSeq and is a predicted model, not a curated record. Bases 132 to 1832 code for a protein of 566 amino acids. NCBI's taxonomy places the organism in Eukaryota, Metazoa, Mollusca, Bivalvia, Mytilida, Mytilidae.